Messenger RNA from Didymella exigua CBS 183.55, 1071 nucleotides. Its product is annotated as D-aminoacid aminotransferase-like PLP-dependent enzyme. The transcript has 3 exons. Gene Ontology annotation, biological process: carboxylic acid metabolic process. Gene Ontology annotation, molecular function: catalytic activity. Bases 32 to 1042 code for a protein of 336 amino acids. The record is from RefSeq and is a predicted model, not a curated record. Lineage: Eukaryota; Fungi; Ascomycota; Dothideomycetes; Pleosporales; Didymellaceae.
GGUCAGAGCACCCAGAGUCAACAUACAAGUGAUGGCGCGUGAAAAUGAAGACAGUCGUGGGACGCAUGCUGUCGUCGCAGAUCCCAGGAACGCAACCAUCAAGAUUGGGAUACGUGAUGGCGUUACAGGACAGUUCAAGCUGGUACCAAGAGAGCGAGCUGUUGUCUCAGUAUUUGACUCCAAUUUCCUUAUCGGGGAUGGAAUCUGGGAGGGCAUACGCGCAGUGAACGGGCGCGUCCAGUUCGCCCGCGAUCAUAUCAAUCGACUCUUCCAAUCGGCCAAAGCUAUGUACAUGGAUCUUGGCUUGACAAAGGACGACUUGUUACGAUUGAUUCAUGAAACUCUCGACGCCAAUGACCUCAACGAUGACAAGCACGUUCAUAUUCGCCUGGUUGUCAGUCGCGGUAUGAAGUCGACUCCUUACCAAAACCCAAAGGUCAACAUUGGCUUGCCACUUAUCGUUAUUAUCCCAGAAGUCAAGGCAGUUGACCCAUCCUCCAAGAAUAGAGGCCUUCGUCUUGCAACGACCUGGGUGCGCCGCGGCCCGCCAGACGUCAAAGAUGAGCAGUGGAACCACAUCUCCAAAGCUACCGAUGUCCAAGCAUGUAUCAGCGCUAACGUCAUGCACGUGGAUGAGGCUCUCAUGCUCGACCUGCGCGGCUUUGUGAAGACGUGCAACUCAGUCAACUUCUUCAUCGUGCGUGGCGAUGAGGUAUGGGCUCCGACGAAAGACAACCAGAUGCAAGGCAUUACUCGCCAGAAGACGAUCGAUGUUUGUCGCAACAACGGAAUUUCGGUUCGCGAAUUGGACUUCAGUCUGACAGAAGUGUAUGGUGCAGAUGAAGCGUUCUGCACUGGCACCUUCCCGUCACAGAUUCACGUCACUGAAGUUGACGGGCGUCAGAUUGGAGACGGUAAGCGUGGUGUCUUGACAGAGAAGAUACAGCAAUUGUACACUGAGCUUGUCCAACGCGAUGUCAGUAGAUCAAGGGAAGAGAUUGAAGCGGAGGUUGUAGCACCACGAAGGUUAUCUCGUUUGUAGAUUAACAACGCAACUGAGUUUUAUCGAGA